UAUUUACUCAACAUCCGAUUUGAGUUCAUGGCCAAUUUCAUCUUUUAUGUAAGUUGCAUUCACUCAUCGUCAGUGUGUGCAACUUACAGUGUGUCGCACUGUAGGCGCCCAAGCCGCAUAAACACAUAAAAGGACAGAGACCAGCAUCUCAUCAGACGGCGGAACAAACGGACCGACGAAGCCAUACUAUAGAUACGUAAGCCUACAGACUCAUCCGGCUUUAAAAGUCGGAAACUUGACAAGUUUGACGAUAGGUAUUUACACUGAAAUUUAUUACUUUGUACACGAAGUCAUGGAUUUUUUAAUGAAAUCAUACAGGAUGGUAAUUACUUAUUUAUGCAUGAAUGUAUGUAUGUAUGAAAGUAUGAAUAAGAGCAGAUUCGUCCUGACGCAGCCAUACAUACUUAAUGUAUCUUGGACCAAUGGUGACCCUGCAUUAAAUACUUAUUAGUUAAUCCUGCUUCAUACUUAAUCAUUUGGAGGGUGGAUUGCCCCUAUUAUAGCCGUCAUAAUGUACAUCUUUAACUAUAAUCUGCAUAAUCUACAUAGAUAAUCUAUUUACAUACAUAAUACCCACCCGUUUGCAUGAGUUUUAAGCAUAAAUAAAAUCACUUCAAUAUGUGGCCAAAAUAAGUAUACAAAGCGCAGACUUUAUUCUAUUUAAUUAUGCUAAUCCGUUAAUGCAAACAAUUCCAUUUUCAAUGAAAUUCUGCACAAAAUAAUAUUUAAAUAUGUAUAAAACCAGUCAUGGUUAUCCUCAUUUGUAUCCAGUCUUCAUUCAUAUCUCCGAGCUCUAGAGGUGGACAAAAUUCAAUUUGAAAAAAUUUAAUAAAUACAAUUUUAAAAUUUGUAUUUUUGUAUUUUACUAAAAUCGAUCAAGUAAUUUGAACUUUGUACAUAAGUAUUUUCGAAAGCAAGAAUUUUGUAAGUUCUUUCAAUGUAAAAUAUGUAUUUACAUGAUUAGUGCCUGUCAUGUUCAAAAAUGUAUUUCAUAAGUUCGUCAUCUCUUUUCGGUGUCGUGACAUUUUUUACAAUAUGUCAUUGUUUUAACAUCGAUCCAGCAGAGUGCAACAUUGUAACUACAAUAUAUCUAGUUGAACUUUUUAAAAAACCAGCAGAGCCUGGCACCCUUAUCAUUGGUGGCAGUCCCGCCGAACGAGGAGAAUUUCCGUGGCUCGUUUCCAUCCAAUUGGUAGGUUUUGGCCAUUUUUGUGGAGGAACAAUUUUGAACAGUGAAUGGAUUCUAACCGCGGCACACUGUAUGGAUGAAGACCGGCUAUCUGAAUAUCAAAUCGUAGCGGGGGAACAUUUACGAGAUGAGAGUGAUCCUUUUGAAGAGGUCGUCAAUGCCAAGGGAUUCUUUGUACAUGAAGAUUACACCAAUAACAAAGAAUUACCAACCGGACGCAAAACUGGCGAAAAUGAUAUUGGUCUAAUCCAUCUAAAAUCUCCUUUGACCUUUAACGACUUUGUCGAACCUGGAAAAAUUGGGGGUAGCCCGACCACGACGAACACAGAAGACCAGCUGAUCGCAGCUGGUUGGGGCAACACCGAGUUUGCGACGAACUCCUUCAGCGUCGAACUUCUCAAGGUAACCGUUCCACUCCGACCGAAUACUGACUGUGACGCAGUCUAUUCCGACAAGGGUUACACCCGCGUGAAGCAGAUUUGCGCCGGGAUGGGCGGGAAAGACAGCUGUGGAGGUGACUCUGGUGGUGGUUUGGUUAAUUCGGGAGACAAGUCCGUUGUAGGUAUAGUUUCGUACGGUGAAAAAUGCGGAGUUCAAGAAUUUCCUGGAGUUUACACAAGAAUUAGUUACUAUCAUGACUGGAUUAUUAAGACGAUGGGACGCCCCCAAGAAAAUAUUGGCAACACUGUCCCACUCCACACAAAAUUGGUCGUAUUUGUGGCAACCAUUUUCCAAUUGUUGUAAUUAAAAUAUUGAAUAAAUUUAAAAAUUAGAAGAAUUA
Folsomia candida is the source of this 1970-nucleotide messenger RNA. Its product is annotated as trypsin-1. The record is from RefSeq and is a predicted model, not a curated record. Gene Ontology annotation, molecular function: serine-type endopeptidase activity. The transcript has 6 exons. Gene Ontology annotation, biological process: proteolysis. NCBI's taxonomy places the organism in Eukaryota, Metazoa, Arthropoda, Collembola, Entomobryomorpha, Isotomidae. Bases 983 to 1933 code for a protein of 316 amino acids.